AUGACGUCCACGUCCCGACACGACGAGGAUCGUGUGGACGAACUCGAGACGAUCGAAGAGGUCUUGCUUUCCUUGGAACCAGACGAAAUCGACUACGUCAACAAACUGCCGCUGUACUUGCAGGACGAAGCGGCGCGACGUCUGGCGCUAUCGGGUCUGAGCAGGGAACUACAAGGAGAACGCCGACAAUUUGAGAAGACUCUCGCUUCCCGCGUUCAACCCUUCUCCUGCCUGCCUGGCGAUCCCCUUCGGAAGUACCUCUCCUGCAUCGACUUCGUCUGCAAGACGCGCCACCUCGGCGGCCCACGCACAUUGCUGUCUUCUGGAGCGUUAGGAGUCAACGAGCUCGACGUGACGAACGCUCUUCAGGAGUCUGAAUCUACCGACACGCGGUUUCUGAGCGACUACCUUUCCUCCUCAUCGUCUGACCGCGGAAGCCGCGCCCCCUUGUGCUGCACGCUGCAGACGGAUCUGAUCAAGUCAUACGCCGAGUCCAACGCUUCCCAGAUCACCUCACUCUUCGAACGACGGGGCGCAGCAGCAUUGCUUGACCGACCGCUUGCGGACGUGUUGUGGGAUCUGCCGGAGCCAAGACGGACCGACGCUCUUGAAGCGAUAGGCGAGCUCAAGACGUUUUGCUUCAGGCGACAGGCGUUGGACGAUGAGCGCGAGCAAAACGAAGGCGCCACGAUCAAGUUGUCCACCAUUAUCGAGCGGUCUUUGAUCGCUUUUUCCGCUCUUCUUGGCGCGACGAUCGGAUACGAGCCUCAACUGAGCCACGACCACCAGAUCCUGGACGAGGACCGCCUGCGCCCAAAUAUUCGAGUCGUGCGCUACCUCAACCAGUUGCCGCGGAAACAGAAGGGCGAUGCCUUCUUGCUCAUGUUGAUCGAGCUGAAGGCGAAGCGUCCGCUCGACCGACUCCUCGCGUACGUCGACGACUUCGAGUACAAGGCGAGCGAGAAGGGCAGCCUCAGUUACGUCCGCCCAUUCAACUGCAAGAGCGUUCCGCUCAGCUUCAAGGAGGAGACCGGGACCCGCAAUGAGAAGAAAAUCGUCGCGACGGGAAGCCAGGUCCUCAUGCAGAAGAUGCACUGCUCGAUGGACAAGGCUGAAGGCGGGCAGGCUCAUUCCGCAGUCGUGAUGAGCACGUCGGAGGCGGUCGUCGAAAUCUGGCUGCCGGUUUUCUCGGCGCCGUACUCUGACCCGCCGCCGCGAGCCAAGACGGUCGACUCGGCGCAGGGCUCGUUCCUCCUCUUCUCCCCGAUCACCCCCUUCCUCGCUGGCGGCCUCUUCAACGUCUUCCUCGCCCCUCUCCUCGAAGAAACAUUUCCCUUAUUUCCGCCUCUCUACGUUCGCUUCUUCUCGAACUUCGUCCUCACCCAGCCCUAUUAUCGCACCGUAGUCCAAGCGUACGCUUCGCGUGGGCUGUUCUUCUGGGGCGACCCUCGCCUCGCCUCGACGGCGACAUCCGCCCUUCCCUCCGCGAAUUCGUCAUCACCGCCGCCGCUUCUGCCAGGAGGCGAGGGUGAGGAUAACAGAGGGACGGACGACGGGAAGGAACCGCCGGCUGAGCUGAGCCGUCCAAGCGUGGCGACUACUCGUGGCGGAGUUCGAGCGAGUGGUGCGUCGAUUGGCGAGGAGGCGGCGCGCGAAUGGCCUUCAGGCGGAUCGGGAGGCGAGACCAAGUCUUCGCAAGUGCGCGCCGAUUCCGCCAACAGCCCACCACGCAUAGCAAGUCAUUCAGAGAUCUCGCCGGUACCGACUUGUGGAAUUGACGUCCUACUCAAGCUGCGGUCGAUCCCCUCGCUUCGUCGCACCUGGCAAGGUCUGCAAGCAAAGGACACGCUCGUGAGGCUGCCGCCGCUCCUCCCCUCCACGAUCAACGGCCUCGCGACACCGGCGGCCUCGCCUGACCGCUCAUCUGCAAAGCGGCUCAACGCUUCGACGGGCAACGGCGGCGAUGAAGAAUUCAGCUGUACAGACGACAUCACGCUCGAGAUGGGGUACGACGCCGUCAGCUACGGUUCGGCUGGCAGGGUAUAUCGCGGCAAGAUUGGUGGCGCCUCAGUGCUCAUCAAGGUCUCCCACGCGUAUGACGGCCUCGCCUCGGAGAUGGAGAACUACCGAAAGCUCGAGAUGGCGCUCGGGCGAGAGGGAGAGGAGGGUUUGGAGCCGCUUACACCAGUCGUGGGCGGGCGCUUCUGCUCCGACACGGGCGAAGGGGAGAUGAUAAUUAUGGAGGACGCGGGUAUGGUGAUGUCGCAUUUCUCAGACUGGACUCGCGAGCAAAAGUGCGUUGCGCUGCAAGGUCUGCGCCUCCUCGAGCGGCUACACCAAGUAGGCUUGCAGCAUGGCGACGCUGCCGGGCGCAACUUCGUUGUGGCCGACGACGGGACACUCCGCCUCAUCAACCUCGAGAACGCGCAGGCUCAUAUGUGUGGGGAGAAGUGCCGCGAGCUGCAGUGGUUCAGGAGGACCGUUGUACAGGGCGAGGAAUAG
Molecule: messenger RNA, 2502 nt
Organism: Rhodotorula toruloides NP11
Lineage: Eukaryota; Fungi; Basidiomycota; Microbotryomycetes; Sporidiobolales; Sporidiobolaceae
Product: protein kinase-like domain containing protein
Exons: 8
Coding region: 1-2502 (833 amino acids)
Source: RefSeq, a predicted model, not a curated record